Messenger RNA from Phyllostomus hastatus (greater spear-nosed bat), 1576 nucleotides. Its product is annotated as GTPase IMAP family member 7-like. NCBI's taxonomy places the organism in Eukaryota, Metazoa, Chordata, Mammalia, Chiroptera, Phyllostomidae. The transcript is spliced from 2 exons. The record is from RefSeq and is a predicted model, not a curated record. Bases 158 to 835 code for a protein of 225 amino acids. Gene Ontology annotation, molecular function: GTP binding.
CUGUGCAGGGGAGGACUUCUGACCUCUGCCCCCGCCCCCUCCGGCUGACUCUCAGCACAGUCUGCAGUUCUGCCGGACCUGGAGGGGACAAACAGCAUCUCAUCAUGGGAAUAUAAGUGGUCUUGCAGGAACUUGCACCCAAUCCUCCUGAACCAGCAUGGCCAGCCUUCAGGACAACACUCUGCGGAUCAUUCUGGUGGGAAGAACCGGAAGUGGGAAAAGUGCGACAGCAAACACCAUCCUGGGGGAAAGGGUAUUUGAUUCUCAAGUAGCUGCCAGUGCUGUUACCAAGAGCUGUCAGAAAGCAUCGCGGGACUGGAAGGGGAGGAAGCUUGUUGUGGUGGACACCCCAGGGCUCUUUGACAGCAAGGAGACACUAGAGAACACCUGUGAGGAAAUUGCUAAAUGUGUCCUCUUCUGCAGCCCCGGGCCUCACGCCAUCAUCCUGGUCCUACCGGUGGGUCGCUUCACAGAGGAAGAGCAGGCUGCAGUUGAAUUGGUCAAGGCCAUCUUUGGGGAGCAUGUCAUGAAGCACAUGAUCAUCUUGUUCACUCAGAAAGAGGAACUGGGUGAUCGGAUGCUGAGUUAUUUAAUGGCAAUGACAGACAAGCGCCUAAAAACCAUCAUCAAGGAGUGUGAUUUACGCUGCUGUGCCUUCAACAACAACAGUGCAGACGAGGCUGAGAAGGAAGAUCAAGUGCAGGAGCUGGUGGAGCUGAUUGAAGCAAUGGUGCAGGAGAAUAAAGGGGCUCACUUUUUGGGUCCCAUCUACAAGGACAUAGUGGAAAAGCAGAAACACCUGGAAGUGGUCUUUGAGAAAAUCUGUGCUGAUUGAUCAGUAAAGGAAAAACUGCAAAAAGUAAUAUGAUCAAAAAGAAAUACCAAAGCAAGGAAUAGAGAAAAAUUUGAAACCACUAGAAGAGAAAUAUGGUAUACAUUGAAAUUACAGAGGAAGAAUUUGAAGAAAUAUAUCUACAGGUAUUUCCAAGUAAAUUCGAAGUGUGCUUUCAAAUACAUGGCAUAGUUUCUGGGAAUAAUGCAAAUUUUACUUUUACUUCUUAACUUACUGUGAUUUGUCCCUGUGGUAGAUUGUAUUUUCCAAAGUUGGCUACAGAAAUAUCUUCUAUACCAGCUCUGCUUCUUGGACUCUGCGCUGCUACUCCUUCUGUGGACUUAUGGGCUGUGUGCCCACCUUGAAAUUCCAUGGACUCUGUGACUGCUUUGAUGAGUAGUGGAUGGUCUGACUUCUGAAGUUAGAAAGGGACUGUGCUGCCUUGCUCUCUGCAGUACCUGCCCUUGGAACAUGGCCCCCGUGCUGUGAGGAAGCUCAUGUUGCCCAUGGAGAGGCCCCAGGAAGAGGACUGGAAUCCUGGCACUAUCCCCUUGCUGCUCUUCCAUCUGCCAGUGAGACCACCUGCCAGCCGUGCAAGUGUGGCCACAGGGCAGUGGGCUCUCCAGCUGCCAGCAGAGCUGCCUCAGGGGAAGCUGCAGACAGCAAAGUUGGGUCAUCCCCACCAUGUCCCACCCAGUUUGUAGAUUCAUGAGAAAAAUAAAUGCUGGUGUUUCAAACCACUAA